CUGAUAAGUUGACAUAUCUUGUCUCCUCAGAUGACAGCGCGUCGGCAGCCAGCAGCAUGGAGGUGACGGACCGCAUCGCCUCCCUGGAGCAGCGGGUCCAGAUGCAGGAGGAUGAGAUCCAGCUGCUCAAGUCCGCUCUGGCCGACGUGGUUCGGAGGCUGAACCACUCAGAGGAGCAGCAGGCCAUGGGGUCGCGCAGAGGACCCACCAAAGAGCCCACUAAGAUGAGAAAAUCUCCAUCAGCAGACAGCAGUUUUGGCAAGUCAGCCAGGCCGAUGAUCGCCACUCUGCCGCUGCGGCCCACGGUCAACAACGGGACCGUCCUGCCGAAGAAAGGCAGCAGCACCCUGCCCUCCCCGUCUGGACCCGGGACCAGGAAGGACGCCGGCCCGGCAGCCAACAAGAGAAUGUUGUCCCUCAGCACUGUGAGGAGAGCCAACUCAAACGAACACGUGGGGACUCUCACUCGCAAGGACUCGGGCGACUCCAAGGGGAACCGGACCCGGGCCGGGUCAACGGGCAGCAACUCCAGCGGCAAGAGAAGCGACAGCAAACAGAGGGAUCCAGUGUUCAAUGCAGGGAUGCGACGUGUGACCCACUGCAAAGAGGAAGGUUAUGUGAAGAUGUUCUUGAAGGGUCGCCCCGUCACCAUGUUCAUGCCUAAGCACCAAGUGGACAGCUACAGCCUGGAGGCCCGAGGCGAGCUGCCCAGCAACAAGCUCAAACUGGACUGGGUCUACGGUUACCGCGGCAGAGACUGUCGCUCCAACCUGUACCUGCUUCCUACGGGAGAGACGGUGUAUUUCAUCGCCUCCGUGGUCGUCUUGUUCAACGUGGACGAACAGCUGCAGAGACACUACACAGGACACACGGACGACAUCAAGUGUUUGGCGGUCCACCCUGAUAAAAUCACGAUUGCAACUGGGCAAGUGGCAGGAACCUCCUCAGACGGAAAACAGCUGGCUCCUCACGUCCGCGUGUGGGACUCUGUCAGCCUCAACACGCUCCACGUUCUGGGCACAGGCUUCUUCGACCGAGCGCUCGUCUGCCUGGCUUUCUCCAAGUCGAAUGGAGGAAACACGCUUUGCGUUGUGGAUGACUCCAACGACCACGUCCUGUCUGUGUGGGACUGGCAGAGAGAGGAGAGGCUCGCUGAAGCAAAGUGCUCCAAUGAGUCAGUGUUUGCUGCAGACUUUCACCCGACUGACAGCAACAUUGUUGUGACUUGUGGCAAGUCUCAUCUCUAUUUCUGGACUCUGGAGAAAGGCAUGCUGGUCAAAAAGCAGGGGCUGUUUGAGAAACAGGAGAAGCCCAAGUUCGUUCUGUGUGUGACCUUUGCUGAAAAUGGCGACGCUAUCACAGGAGACUCCAGUGGAAACAUCCUGGUGUGGGGAAAAGGCACUAAUCGCAUCAGCCGCGUCAUCCAGGGAGCUCACGAGGGCAGCAUCUUCGCAGUGUGCAUGCUGAGAAACGGCGCCCUAGUGUCCGGAGGGAAGGACCGCAGGCUCAUUUCGUGGGACAGCAGCUACCAGCAGAUCCAAACAGUGGAGGUUCUUGAGUUUUUCGGUCCAAUCAGAACCAUAGCAGAGGGCAGAGGGGAGACCGUCCUCAUCGGCACCACCAAGAACUUUGUUCUGCAGGGCACCUUGGAUGGAGAAUUCAUACCCAUCACUCAGGGUCACACUGACGAGCUAUGGGGUCUGGCUGUUCAUCCCUGGAAGCCCCAGUUCCUGACCUGCGGCUACGACAGGCAGGUCUGUCUGUGGGACUCCAGCACUCAUCAGCUGAUCUGGACCAAAACCUUGGAGGAUACAGCCCAGUCAGCAGGUUUCCACCCAUCAGGAGCCGUGGUUGCCGUGGGAACCCAGACUGGCAGGUGGCUGGUUCUGGACACGGACUCGAAGGAUUUAGUUACGGUUCACACAGACGGGAACGAGCAGCUGUCGGUGAUGCGCUACGGCCCAGACAGUAACUUCCUGGCUAUCGGUUCCCAUGACAACUACAUUUACAUCUACGCCGUGGCAGAAAAUGGCAGGAAGUACAGUCGGGUUGGGAAGUGUUCGGGUCACUCCAGUUUCAUCACCCAUUUGGACUGGUCUGUGGACUCCCAGUAUCUGGUCUCAAAUUCAGGCGACUAUGAGAUUCUCUACUGGAUCCCGUCGGUGUGUAAGCAGGUCGUCAGUGUGGAGACCACCAGAGACAUCCAGUGGUUCACUCACACCUGCACUCUGGGCUUUCAGGUGUUUGGGUUGUGGCCCGACGGCUCAGACGGCACCGACAUCAAUGCAGCGUGUGCAUCCAACGACAAGAGCCUCCUGGUUACUGGAGAUGAUUUCGGGAAGGUCCAUCUUUUCUCAUACCCAUGUUCACAGUUCAGGGCUCCAAGUCAUGUUUACCGGGGCCACAGCAGCCACGUGACAAAUGUGAGCUUCCUUCAUGACGACAGCUACCUGGUGUCGACCGGUGGGAAGGACAUGAGCGUCCUGCAGUGGAGGAUAGUCUGAACAGCCGAACUGAACAGAACUGCACUAAAACGAACCAAACUAAAAAAAAAAAAAACUAAAAAAAAAAAAGACUCCAAAUAAGAAGUGGAUGUGAGUGAUGGGAAGUGGUUGAAAUGCAGAACUUUUCCUUUUAUCCGUUUUUUUUUUAGUCACACUACAUGAACAAAACAAACAGUCCAACAGAACCAAAGGCUCCGACUUUCUGACUGCACUUCCUCAGCGUGGAUGACCCGGUUCUGCUCUCAGGAGGUUUGUUCGCUGCCAGACAGAACCGAACGGAGCCGGAGAGCCAAAAAAUAAAACUGAAAUGUUGGGAUUGUUUUUGUAACUCUUUAAAAUUUUAUUUUGUAUUUAACAACUCAGGAAAGCACUAAUGAAGCAAGACUCUUUCCCACUUAACAUAUCAAGAAGAACGUCUGGCAACGGCUUGCAAAAGUAUCAAACUUUUCCACACGACAACCACAAACUGAUGUUUUUCACUUAAUUUUUAUGAGACAGACUAACAAAAAGUCGUGCAUAACUAUGAAAUGGUUGAAACGAUUAAUCAUAAUAAAUUAAUUAUUGAACUAA
Messenger RNA from Poecilia latipinna (sailfin molly), 3074 nucleotides. Its product is annotated as EMAP like 1. NCBI's taxonomy places the organism in Eukaryota, Metazoa, Chordata, Actinopteri, Cyprinodontiformes, Poeciliidae. Bases 57 to 2504 code for a protein of 815 amino acids. Gene Ontology annotation, molecular function: microtubule binding. Gene Ontology annotation, biological process: microtubule cytoskeleton organization. Gene Ontology annotation, cellular component: mitotic spindle. The record is from RefSeq and is a predicted model, not a curated record. The transcript is spliced from 24 exons.